CCAGCCGGCUUGGAAGGAGAAGGAAGAACGCCGGAGACGAGGAGAAGCGAAGGCGGCGAGAGAGCGCUGCGCGAGGCUGGAGGAGGAGGAGGAGGAGGAGGAGGAGAAGGAGGCGCCUUGCCUUACUUUGGGCUGGCACCUUUGGAGGGUCCCGGAGUUUUUCCUCCUCGCCGCCUCUUCUGCUUCCUCCGCCUCGCUCGGGCAGCCGAGGAGAAGCUCCGCCGACGGAUGCCGCCGCUGUUGCUGCUGCUCCAGGGUCUCCGCGCCGGCAGCUGGAAAAAUAAUGGCAAGGAAUUGAAGAAGAACUAACAAGCAGGAGAAGGAGAGCCCAGCCCGGCGAGAGGAAGGAAGGAAGGGGAGGAGAGGAGAAGAGGAGGGGGGGGAGAAACCAGCAGCCCCAGACCUCGCGCGACCUCUGCGGCAGCAGGGACUGGCCCCGGGAAGCUUCUCCGGCCGGUCCACCCCAUCCCUUCGCCUCCUUCCUGCUCUCCCCUCUGUUCGUGGACUCUGCCACCGUCGCCCGGCUAAACUUUCCCUCUGCUCCCCUUUCGCCGAAAGAGCGGCGGCGUCGGCGGCGCAAGCGAGCGGCUCCGAUCCUUUGCCCUCUCUCCGAAGGAGACAAUCUAGACCCUUUUCUCUUUAGCCAAGCCAGAUAGACAGACCGACCCAGGGCAGGAAGACGGAGACAGCCGGGCAGAGGCGCAGGAAGGCUCCUUCUUCCAAGACUAGCAAGACGCAGCUGGCGACGAAGCGCCGGGGCGCGCUUUCCCCUUCUUCGCAGGGGCCAUGGCCUCUAGCCUGGCGCCCUCUGCCUGGAUUCCUCGCUGACUCGCUUAUGCUCGCUUCUCACGACCGGCCAGCCCUGUCCUCUCCUCUUUGGCCCUCGGUCGUCUGGCGCUUCCUCCGGGCCGGCCCCCUCUGCCCAGCGGAGGAGGGAGUCGGGGCAGGCUCCGAGCGGCUGUUGCGAAGCCCCCUCGCAGGCGAGAGAGAGGAAGAAGAAGAAGAAGACGAGGAGGAAAAAGACGCGGCGGCGGCGGCGGGCUGUGUUGCAUGAGUUUCCCCAUGAGAGAACCCGUGGUUCCUGGGACCAGCAUGGCUUAUCACCCCUUUCUAUCUCACCGGGCGCCGGACUUCCCCAUGAGCGCCGUCUUGGGACACCAGCCUCACUUCUUCCCGGCUUUGGCCUUGCCCCCCAACGGGGCUGCUGCGCUUUCUCUGCCCGGAGCUUUAGCCAAGCCGAUCAUGGAUCAACUGGUCGGGGCGGCGGAUUCCGGCCUCCCUUUUCCCACCUUGGGACACCAAGCCGCGGCUCACUUGCGGCCUUUGAAAACGCUGGAGCCGGAAGAAGAGGUGGAGGACGACCCCAAAGUCCACCUGGAAGCCAAGGAGCUUUGGGAGCAGUUUCACAAGCGGGGGACCGAGAUGGUGAUCACCAAAUCGGGAAGGAGAAUGUUCCCACCUUUUAAAGUGAGGUGCACGGGUCUGGAUAAAAAGGCGAAAUACAUUUUAUUGAUGGACAUUGUAGCAGCAGAUGACUGUAGAUAUAAAUUCCAUAAUUCGCGGUGGAUGGUGGCUGGCAAAGCUGAUCCCGAAAUGCCAAAACGAAUGUACAUCCAUCCAGAUAGCCCCGCAACAGGCGAGCAGUGGAUGUCGAAAGUGGUCACGUUCCACAAACUGAAACUGACUAAUAACAUAUCGGACAAACACGGAUUUACCAUCUUAAACUCUAUGCACAAGUACCAGCCUCGGUUCCACAUUGUCCGAGCCAACGAUAUCCUGAAGCUCCCCUACAGCACAUUUCGCACUUAUGUCUUUCCGGAAACGGAAUUCAUUGCUGUAACAGCCUAUCAGAACGACAAGAUCACCCAGUUAAAAAUCGACAACAAUCCUUUCGCCAAAGGCUUCCGAGACACAGGGAAUGGAAGGCGAGAAAAAAGAAAGCAACUGACUCUUCAGUCCAUGAGAGUUUAUGAUGAGAGGCAGAAAAAAGAGACUUCGGAUGAAUCUUCCAGCGAGCAGAUGGCUUUUAAAUGUUUUGCUCAGUCAACCUCUCCCGCUGUGUCUGCUGUGGGUACCUCUAAUCUUAAAGACCUGUGUCCCAGCGAUGGGGAAAGCGACUCAGAAAGCAAAGAGGAUCCCAUGGAAGCCAAUGAAGUCGGGAAGAUCUCUACCACCACAGCCAACAUCGCCCCCAACAGCAGUUCCUCCUUGGGAGCAGGAGAUGGGGCAGAGCCUCCUCGCGAAGGGGGGAAGAGCAGCCCUUCCAAGGCUCCCCCUUUUCUGCCGGACUCCGCCAGCAGCAGUAGCAGCAGCCGGGAGAGCGUGGCUAAAGUGCCUCCGGAUUCCCAGCAUAGUCCAGCCACCAUCUCUUCCAGCACCCGGCAUUUGGGCUGUGGUGGAGAAGAACUCAAGAACCCACCCCAGGAGGAAUGCAGGAUCCUGAACAAAGAACCCUUCACGCCCCUAACCAUUCAGACUGACGGCCCUGGGCACCUGGCCCAGAGCCACCUGUCCAACCUCACCUUUCCCCACACCUUGGCCAGCCAGCAGUUCUUCAACCCCCUGAGCAACGGGCAUCCCUUCCUCCUCCAUCCUAGCCAGUUCACCAUGGGUGGGGCUUUCUCAGGCAUGGCUGGCAUGGGACCUCUGUUGGCCACAGUCUCCGGGGCGUCUGCCGGAGUUACCGGACUAGACAACACGGCGAUGGCCACAGCAGCUGCUACCCAGGGAUUAAGUGGUGUUUCAGCAGCAGCUGCUGCAGCAGCCUUGCCCUUCCAUUUUCAACAGCACGUCCUGGCUUCCCAGAGCCUGGCUAUGUCUCCCUUCGGCGGCCUCUUCCCCUACCCCUACACUUACAUGGCGGCGGCGGCAGCGGCUGCCUCCACGGCGGCCUCCAGCCCGAUGCACCGGCCCCCGCCUUUCCUGAACACCGUGCGCCCUCGCCUGCGCUACAGCCCCUACGCGCUCUCGGUGCCUCUGCCGGACAGCAGCGGCAGCAGCUUGCUCACCACCGCCCUGCCGCCUUGCCUGGGCGGCGGGGCGGAAGGCAAAGCCGGAGCUUUGGCGCCCAGCCCCGGCUUGGGAACGCUGGAGUCCUCCUCCGGGUCCGAGCUGAACAGUCGCUCCUCCACCCUCUCCUCCUCCGGGUCGGACAAGGAGGCCACCAGCGAGCUGCAGAACAUCCAGCGCCUAGUGAGUGGACUGGAGCCGAAGCAAGACAGAGCCAGGAGUGGGUCGCCCUAGGGGGGGGCGAGGGGGGAGCGCCCUCUCCCUCCCCCUCCAGUAUGGGGGGGGGCUGGGCACUUCCAGUUUCCCCCCCCCCACGCCUUAUGGGCCCACCAGGCCUCUCCAACAUGGGGAGUGGACGUGGGGCUGGGGUCCCGGUGGGGAGGGAAGCGGUGGGUGGGAGGGCCCGGAGAGCUGACCUGUGUGGGUGCGUGGGAAGCCUGUGCUACUGGUAGCUGCUAUUAACCACUGUUUGGUCCACUGGAGGCAGGUGUGAAUUCUGGGUGGGUGGGGGGGGGUCAGUUCUAUUGGUCCUCUCCCUUUUCCCCCACCCCACGUUCCUUCCUAUUUUUUUUUCUUUUCUUUCGUUUUUUUUCUCUCUUUUGUUCCUGCCUCCCCUUAAAGAUCAAAACAGAGAAAUGCAGACCCCUCUUUUGGGGACCCCAUGGAGAAUCGGCUUUUUUUUUUUUUUUUUUUUUGCAUAGCAGUUCCUUCGAAAA
Crotalus tigris (Tiger rattlesnake) is the source of this 3725-nucleotide messenger RNA. RefSeq names its product T-box transcription factor 3 (gene TBX3). Gene Ontology annotation, cellular component: nucleus. Gene Ontology annotation, molecular function: RNA polymerase II cis-regulatory region sequence-specific DNA binding; DNA-binding transcription factor activity, RNA polymerase II-specific. The record is from RefSeq and is a predicted model, not a curated record. Bases 1051 to 3243 code for a protein of 730 amino acids. The transcript has 7 exons. NCBI's taxonomy places the organism in Eukaryota, Metazoa, Chordata, Lepidosauria, Squamata, Viperidae. Gene Ontology annotation, biological process: heart looping; cell fate specification; cardiac chamber development.